Drechmeria coniospora is the source of this 384-nucleotide messenger RNA. Its product is annotated as HIT family protein 1. The coding region runs from base 1 to 384 and encodes 127 amino acids. The transcript has 5 exons. Gene Ontology annotation, biological process: nucleotide metabolic process. The record is from RefSeq and is a predicted model, not a curated record. Gene Ontology annotation, molecular function: catalytic activity. Lineage: Eukaryota; Fungi; Ascomycota; Sordariomycetes; Hypocreales; Ophiocordycipitaceae.
AUGUUUUCCAUCGCAGGCGAGAUACCCUGUAUGAAAAUCUUUGAGAGCGACAAGACUCUCGCCUUCCUCGACAUUGGACCCCUCAGCAAGGGUCACGCUCUUGUCAUUCCUAAAUACCAUGGGGCGAAGCUCGCCGACAUCCCUGAUGAACAGCUAACUGAGAUUCUGCCCACCCUCAAGAAGCUUGUUGCCGCCACUGGCGCCACUGAAUACAAUAUCCUCCAAAACAACGGCAUCAUGGCCCAUCAGCAGGUCAAUCAUGUUCACUUCCACAUGAUUCCAAAGCCAAACGAAACCGAGGGUCUGGGAAUAGUAUGGCCCGCCACAACCGGCGACAUGGAUAAACUCAAGAAGCUCUGCGAGGAUAUCAAGUCCAAGAUGUAA